AUGUUGUGUACGAACAUUAGUUCUUAUCUAAAUGAAAAUCGAUGUUUAUUGGGUUAUUGUAGUUGUCCUAAGGAAUAUUAUUUUAAUAAAGAUAAUGAUAUUCAUUAUAAUGCAAUAACUCUUCCAAUGAUUGGAGCAAUUCUUUAUGAUCUUCGAUCUUUACGUUAUGUUUAUUGUUUUAUUUUAAUUUUAUUAGCUUUAAUUGGUAUAAUAAAUAAUAUAUUUUCUUUAAUGACAUUUAUUCGAAAACGUAUUCGUCACACAAUUUGUGGUAUUUAUUUAAUUAAUUAUUCAAUAUGUAGUUUAGUAUUAAUGAUAUUAAUUUUAACAAAUAUAAUAACUGCUAUUUACUAUGAUAAAUAUUUAUUUCGUUUAUGGUCUUGUUAUGGUUAUCCAUAUAUAUCUCUUAUUAUGGUUUAUACAAGUAUAUUAAUAAGUAGUGUAAUUGCAAUAGAAGGUGUAUUUUAUACAUGUUUUAAUUUUGAUCAAUUUAGUCGACUUAAACGACCUUUAAUUAUUUCAUUUCUUUCUCUUCUUAUUGUCUCGAUAUCAAAUCUUGAUAAAAUAUUUGGACGAAGUUUAUUAAUUGAUCAAUCUGGUAAUUUUUAUUGUACAUAUAAAAAAUAUUCAUUUAAAUAUUGGUCAAUAAUUUUAUAUUAUAUUUAUAUAAUUAUUCCAUGUUUAAUUCAUAUGAUAUGUAUUAUAUGUGUUCUUUUAUUAUUAAUAAAAGAAAAUUGUUUUCGAAAAAUAAUUAUUCAUCAAACUAAUUUUAUUCCAUCAUUAUUUAUUAUUUUUUGUGUGAUUUCAAAUUGUUUAUAUCUCAAUUUAUUUAAUUUUUGUUUAACAUAUCCAUCAAAUAAUAUAAAUCGUUUACAUAUUAUAUUUAUUUUUCUUCUUUAUACUCCACAAAUAUUUACAUACAUAAUUUAUGUUAUACCGAAUGAUUUUUAUAUUAAAGAAGUUUUUCAAAUAUGGUUUUAUAGAAAACUAUGUUGUUGUUUUAAUAAUAAAAAACGGUUUGUGCAAGAAAUUGAAGUCGUACAAACAUUAUGGAGAAGACCAACAUCAUGUAGACCUUUUAGACCAGUAUCAAGUAUUGAUGACAUGUGUAUCAUCACGGAAAUUCCUAAAACGAAUUAA
Rotaria sordida is the source of this 1140-nucleotide messenger RNA. NCBI's taxonomy places the organism in Eukaryota, Metazoa, Rotifera, Eurotatoria, Philodinida, Philodinidae. The record is from the annotation of a GenBank genome assembly.